AUGGUUUGUGAACAUUUUGGACAACCUGAAGCAACUAAAAGCAAAGAUCAAAAAAAAAAAACUACAACCAAACGUGUUGGAUAUACGUGGCAAAUAAAUCUGUCGUGCCCUGAAAAAAAAAAUCCUAACAAAGUCAUAUACAUUUCAAAAUUAAUCAACAAGCACCAAAAUCAUGAACUUGACCAAGCACGUUAUAACUUUCAGGAAAAUCAAAUUCGUAAAGCUCUUGAGGAGAAAUACUAUGUAAAAGUCUAUAUGCCAGUACUACGGCAAGUAAUUCAACAGUUUCAUCCAAAAUCAUGUGACCAGGCAAAUAAUGCCAGCAAAUUGUAUGAGGAAUUGUUAAACAAGAAAGAAGCUGAUCCCCGAUGGUAU
This is a messenger RNA of Racocetra persica, 375 nucleotides long. The record is from the annotation of a GenBank genome assembly. NCBI's taxonomy places the organism in Eukaryota, Fungi, Glomeromycota, Glomeromycetes, Diversisporales, Gigasporaceae.